Jatropha curcas is the source of this 552-nucleotide messenger RNA. The record is from RefSeq and is a predicted model, not a curated record. Lineage: Eukaryota; Viridiplantae; Streptophyta; Magnoliopsida; Malpighiales; Euphorbiaceae.
AUGGAGGAACGGGAUCUAAGUCGGUGGACCAAAGUGCAAGACCUAACUGGAUUGUUGAAAGGCAAGGAGGUGUUGAUUAGAGGCCGGGCUGAGACAAUCCGUGUAACGAAGGAUGUGGUGCUUGUUGUGGUUAGACAGAGGGUUUUACAGUCCAGUUUUGUUUUCGUUCUAUCGUCUGUCCCUAUAAAGGGAACGACUCAGAAGGUUGAGGUUCAAGUGAGGAAAUUGCAUUGUAUCAGUCGGGCAAUGCUGACUCUUCCAAAUAAUAUUGAUGUUGCUAGCAGGAGCGAGAAAGAAAUUGAGAAAGCUAGAUGUUUGAAUUAUAGAGUUCUGGACGUGCGAGCAAUUGCUAACCAGGGAAUUUUCCAUAUUCAGAGCAUUAAUGAAGAUGGUCCUACUGUAUUAGAGCUGGACUACAAAGGCCAACCAGCAUGCUUGGCUCAGGCACCUCAACUUCACAAGCAAAUGGCAAUCUGUGGUGAUAAAGAACGUGUUUUUAGGGUCGGUCCUGUUUUCAGAGCAGAGGACUCUUAUGUUAGCCGCCUUUGUUGA